AUGGCGGCCGUAGUAUAUGGGAACAGUCCUCGGCACAGCAGCCGGCACCAUCAGGGUCACCUCCUGUCGCAGCACUCGCCGUACCAUUCGCAGUCUUCGGUGCAGCAGACAGUGUCGCAGCAUCACUCACUGCCACCACCUCCAGUCCAUCAUCAUUCGUCUCCACCGUCCCAAAUCAUCACUCCGCCGACCUCGUACCUCUCGUCGGCCACCACCGCCAUUUCAUCGCAACAGCAGCAACAGCAACAGCAGCAACAACAACAGCAGCAGCAACAAGCAUCUCCCGUCUCACUGUACUACCACCACGCACAGUCCGCGUCGCUUCCGCCGCAGCACUCGCAAACGCUCAGCAGCUACCAUCAGCUGCGCAGCUCGAAGCGGAAGUCGGCCGUCGAGCUGCUGGCCGAAAGUAAACCAUUCUACGUGAAAUCGGAAACGGUUCUCGAUCGACAGCAGCAGCUAAUGAACAAGCGCGGCGCCGGCGGUGGUACCGCGGGAACGGUUAGUGGCGGUGGAGAUGGUGGAGGAUCUGCUACGUUAAGUGGAUCGUAUAUGGUAUCACCCUCAAGAACGCUGCCAUCGUCCACGGUCAGUCAAUCGCUGCAACUGCAGCAACAUGUACAGCAGCAACAACAGCAGCAACAGCAACGACCCGCGAGCCGCCGUAGCGCCUCGUCCGGGUCCGAUCUGCUGCAAACCAAGCUCCGCAAGCUGCUCAACGCCUCCGACAGCAAAGAGACAAUAAUGUCGCCCACGGACGUGGGAAUAAUCAAUUCUAAAUACGGCCAACCGCUCGAAACGAGCUACAUCGGAACGGGGAUGGUCGGCGGCGGCGGCCUCGAUGACAUCGGGUACAUUCAGCCGCCGAAGAACUACCAGCAGCAGCUGACCGUUCAUCCGGAGCAGCCGAGCGACGUAUCCGUGUUCUUCCCGAGUGCGUUUCUGUCGCCCCAGUCGCUCCCGCCGCAUCCUGGCGGAGAUGACGAUCUCUAUCUGUACGGCGGGUUGCACGACAGUCUGGUGCUGACCGACGAUUACCGUGCCAUCAGUCCACCGGCGGAGUACGCCGAGCACGGUGGCCACGGUGGUUCACCCGAAAACAAACACUCCGGUGGCGGCGGCGGCGGUGGCCAUGGGUAAGUGUCCUGUGACCGAUCGUCCCGCUACAAUUAUCAACGAUCGUACUCGCACUCGCAGGCGGUGGUCACCUCGUCCGGCCACCAUCCGACCGACGAGUCCGACUACUCGCCGACGCAAUCGUACAAUAUCAACAGCCACAAAUCGCUGCCGGAUCUGCACUCGCAGAGCAGUCGCCACUCGCCGCACUCCGAAGCCCUCAGCUGCUGCAGCCGCGGCAAUCGCUCGAACCGCUCCGGCAGCUCGUUCAACCGUGACUCCGGGGGUUCCUCUGGCCAUUACACGCACCACAGUGAACCGUGCUGCAAGCAGCAGCUGGCGCAGCAGCAGCAACAGCAACAACACCAGCAGCAACAGCAGCAACACCAACAGCAACAGAUGAUGAUGAUGCAGCACCAGCAACACUUGCUGCAACAUCAGCAGCACUAUCACCCGCAGCAGCAGCAGCAACAGCAACAGCAACAACACCACUCGCAACCGGGCUCGCAACAGCCAAACGAUCCGUCGUGCAUGAUGAUGCUGGGCGACUAUCGGCGGGACAGUGGCUCCUCGACGCAGCACAGUGGCAACUCGUACUACGCGUACGGUAUUCCUCCGCUGCGGUACGACUGCAUCGAGUGCCGUGCCAAGAUACGCGAGGAAGCGGACUGUUUGCUGAACUUCCCGACGCCCGAGGUGCCGGAAGCGUUCCAGGAUGGCUACAGCGAGAAACAGCAGCAGCUGCAGCAGCAAAAGCACCAUCAAAAGUACUCGUACGACGAUCGUUCCGGCAACGGCGGCGGUGGUAGCCGAAAGUACUACAAAAGUCCCGGUCCGCCGAUGUCGCCCCUGUCGCCGGUGGCCCCACUUUCUCCGCCCGACCAGCCGCAGCUCGAUCUGAGCCCUCCGCUGGGAACGUUUAAGCGGCAAAAAUGUUUGCGCUUCAAGAACCGCAGCGGGCGACAGUCGGCCGUCAGCAACCCAUCCGCUUCCGGUGAUCGCCGAUGUGGGCCUGGUGGUGGUGGCAGUGCCAGCGCGGGCGGAGGCCAAGUGGAAGACGACGACCGUCGGCCGAUUCUGCGCUCGAAGAGUGACAUUAGCGAUCGCUACUGGAACCGCAGUCAGCCACCGCAGGAACGCGACGGAAGCGGCGGCGGCGGCGGCACCUUGAUCGGAGACGGUCACCGCACCGAAAGACGCGACCGUGAGCGUGAUCGUGAUCGGGAGCAGCACAGCAAGCAGUUGGAAAAGCAACGAUCGCGCUCUGACAGCCUAACGCAGCUCGAGCGUUUCUUCGAUCGGUUGGGUCUGGACGAGGAAACGUACGAUCGCUACAUUGCGCCGGGCUUGGUCCCCAAGGGCCAGGGGCAGCAGCAGCAUCACCGCCGUUCGUCGGGUAGCUACCAUCAUAGCACUUCCGCUUCGUCCGAUAGCCACCGACUGUCGGAUGACUGUACCAGCGGCGGCCAGGGAGCCGAUUCGGACGAAUCGAGUGCGGUCUUCUUUUCGGACGUGUCGACGAUCGAUUCGACCAAACUGCCCGACAGCACUACGGACCAAACAACGGUGGUGGGCGUGACCGGAGCAGGCGGACCGGCGGUCGGUGCUCCUCCCGGACAGCCCAUCGACGUCGGCGGAAUGCUGGUCGGAGCGCCCGGAGCGAACGGAGCAGUGGCACCGGGUGCGGGAACGGGGCCCGGGGGUGCCCUGUACCGCACCAGCGAACCGCCGUCGAUCAUCGAGCGCAAUGCCCGCAUCAUCAAGUGGCUGUGCAACUGCAAGAAAAUGCAGCUCGCCUAGGGUCGGGCCCGCUGGUCACCGGAA
Molecule: messenger RNA, 2940 nt
Organism: Anopheles cruzii
Lineage: Eukaryota; Metazoa; Arthropoda; Insecta; Diptera; Culicidae
Product: hormone receptor 4
Exons: 4
Source: RefSeq, a predicted model, not a curated record